AUGUAUUCCUUACAUUGUUUCACGGCGUCUAUGCAGCAGACGCUGGCCCUAGGAGAUCUGGCAAAUCUACGUCCAUCAUCGCGGUCAAUUAGGGCGCCACCGCCUGCAGGCUGAUGCCUAGCCUCUUCAGCCGCGUAUAAAAGGCGUCGGCAUCGCCCUCGAUUGUCGUCUUCCUAGACACCUUUCCAAAGUCGCAUCGAAUCUCUUUUUCUAGCUUCUCUGUCUUUGCUGUCGGGAUGGGGCCGCCUACGCUCAUCUCUCGAAGGCCUCUUCAGAAGGCUGCUCAAGACCGGUCCGGAAGCGACAAAAUAGUGGCUUCGGAGGACGAGGAGCGACAUUCCCCACAGCAGCCACCAUCGACCAGAUCUUCCUUAGGCUUGGACCUAGAGUCCUCUGUGCACACGCUAUCAUUAUUCGAGGACCAUCGGCGACAACAAGAAGGAACUGCAAUCUACUCGAAGAUGCCAAUACAGAGCUCCGUCUACUCGUUUACGCCGUUGAAGGAAAAUGAAAUUCGUGUCCUUGUUCUGUCCCCAUCGGAGGAUGCUCAAGCUCCACUACAGGGAAGACUGGAGAUACAGGAUCUGGAGCCAAGAGACGAUGGUGCGAUUCGGGAGGCUAGUUCAAAAGCGUAUGAGGCGAUUUCAUAUACCUGCAAAGAACCAGCCUAUGUCUCCUCCCCCUUUAUCUCUCUUUCCGGUUCGAAAAUCGAAUUACCGCCGAACUUGAUAUGCGCGCUUAAGCAGUUUCGGCUCCAUAAUGAAGAGCGGCGUCUGUGGGUGGAUGCAGCAUGCAUCUACAUGCAAAAUAUCGGCGAACGUUGCCACCAAAUUCCAAACAUGCCACGGAUAUUUCGGCAAGCCAGCGGAGUAUUGGUUUGGCUAGGCUCUGGGAAGCUCAACGACGGCGACGUCGCGCUCCAGUUUCUCCAAGACGUUGUUGAAGCGACUGAUACAGAUGAAUAUUUGCGUGGAAACAAUUCCUCAACAAGGUGGGGAGCCGUUGCGGCUUUGCUACUACGGCCAUAUUUCACUCGCAUUUGGAUCGUCCAAGAAAUCGCUCUGGCGCGACGAGCCUCCAUGUGCAUCGGCGCCAAGUCACUGGACUGGAAGAUAUUUGAGGCUGCCAUCGCCAUCUUCGACCAGCGAAAUCAGAUCUAUCGUAAUCAUCCUCCUAGUGAAGUUGAAAUUGAAGGGGCUAGCCGUUUAAUCGGGGUCGUUCGCGGAUGCUUCACCCGAGAUUCAUCGGGCGAGAUCAAGAAACCUCUUCUUUCGCUGGAAGAGCUAGUUUAUCAAACUUCACAGUGUCAGGCCACGGAUGCGCGUGAUAAGAUAUUCGCCCUUCUAGCAAUUGCAUGCGACAUCCACCUGGAGAAACCCGAAAUCCUACCCGACUAUACAAAGUCCGUCAAACAGGUGUAUACGGAAUUCUUCCAAUUCUGCAUACAACAGUCAGGUUCCUUGGAUGUGAUAUUCAGACCAUGGAAUCGAAAGGGCCCAUUUCCGAUCUGGCUCGAUCCCACGAGCGAAUUUGCAUCAAGCUUGGUGCAACCGCCAGGGCAGAAACAGCAUUAUUCCGCUCACUGGUUCCUGGGCCAUGGAAAUCAUGCAAACCAACUGAAGUGGUCUGUGAGUCUAUCCACAGGCAUGCUGCAAGUCAAGGGCUCCACGCUCUCCAAGAUUGACCUGCUGUCCGAGCCCAACCUCACGGAGGGCGUGCCACAGUCGUGGUUCCACUCCGUGGCGAUGAUAGAACUGUUCGAAAUGCUUCUGGCACACUAUUCCGGAAGUCAGGACCAUGUCCGACUAGUGCUCAAGGAGUUGGUCCCUGUGGCGCAGCGCAACAAUGUGGAUGUCCUUGAGAUGAUGGGACAAGACAGAUCGCUUGGACGCGUUCGAAACUGGAUUAGUGACCUAGUGAAGGGGCGACGAUUGAUGCGGACUAUCAAGGGCAACCUCCUUGGACUUGCUCCUGCUGGCACUAAACAAGGCGACAUUCUCGCCAUGUUCCCAAGCUGCAGUGUCCCAGUUGUUCUUCGAGGCUUUGGCACAAAAUGGUGGUCAUUUCAUACCUCUCCGACUUACAGAAAUGCGGCCAUAAAGGAUUCGAUUACUAUAUCGAAUACAGACGUGGCUCAGUGAGGGAACUAGCCCAGCAGUUGGAACUGAGAGGAUUUUUAAUCUCCAUGGUGCCUUGGAACGCCUUUCAUCCUGACCGUGAUCUGCUCAAGUCCAUUCCCCUGCGAUUCCGGGUAAUCUUUGACAACCUUUGGAGACGCGUAUUAGCCAACGCAGGCAGUCAUCCCGUCACACAGCAGGAGCUGCCAGCAGAACUCCCCGGCGAAGUGUUAGAUCGACAACCCAACCUAGAAAGUCCUACCCCCUCGCGGAGUUCGCUAUAUUUGGGAAGUGCAAAAGUUAGCAAUCAUCGCACUCCUCUGGCCUCUAGUCUUGCCGGGAACACUGCUGGCGGGGAAUCAGCACUUACAGCAAACGCUGCGCAGUCUAAAGCUACUAGUUCGGGAAAAACAGGAACUUCGGGUGGUUUGAGAGCUUCAGUAACUACCCCAGGCCAG
Molecule: messenger RNA, 2575 nt
Organism: Trematosphaeria pertusa
Lineage: Eukaryota; Fungi; Ascomycota; Dothideomycetes; Pleosporales; Trematosphaeriaceae
Exons: 4
Coding region: 237-2141 (634 amino acids)
Source: RefSeq, a predicted model, not a curated record